Molecule: messenger RNA, 1035 nt
Organism: Colletotrichum costaricense
Lineage: Eukaryota; Fungi; Ascomycota; Sordariomycetes; Glomerellales; Glomerellaceae
Product: WW domain-containing protein
Exons: 3
Coding region: 1-1035 (344 amino acids)
Molecular function (GO): protein binding
Source: RefSeq, a predicted model, not a curated record
AUGGCCGACGAUUUCGCUCCCCCGUCGGGUCCCCCGCCUCCCAAGGCCCCCGAGGUUCCUCCCGGCUGGAUCGCUAGAUGGAACGACCAGUACAAAGAAUGGUUCUACGUAAACCUCCACACCAAACAAUCUCAAUGGGAUAAGCCGACAGAGCCUGCCCUCCCUCCCCCUCCCCCACCAGCAGAAGACGGGCACCCGGGCGGCCCCCCUCCGGGUUACGCCCCGCGCCCCGGCGACCACCCGACGCCGCCGGUCGACCAAAAGCACAACCCCUACGACCAAAAGGGCAACCCCUACGACCAAAAGGGCAACCCCUACGAGAACCAGUCCUCGACCCCGCAGCCGCCCGGCGCAGGCGGCUCCAACACAAUGUCCGAGGACGAGCGCCUAGCCCGCCAGCUCCAGGCCGAGGAGGAAGCUCGCGCUCGUAGCGGCGGCGGCGGCGGCAGCCACUCCCCUAUGCCGCCGGGCUACAACCUCCAGCAGCAGCAGCACCAGCAGUCGCAGUCGCCGUUCCCCGACCAGCUCCCGCCCCGCGCGCAAGAGACAAGGGGAAAGAGCUCCGGCGGCUUCUUGGGCAAGCUGCUGGGCAAGGCCAAGACAGGCGGCAUGGGCAGCUCGAGCCACGCCCAGCCGCAGUACGGAGGGUACCCACAGCAGCAAGGAUACGGCGGCUACCCGCCCCAGCAGCAGUAUGGCGGUUACCCCCCUCAGCAGCAAUAUGGCGGCUAUCCGCCUCAGCAGGGUUACGGAGGAUACCCUCAGCAGCAGGGCUAUGGCGGAUAUCCCCAGCAGCAGGGCUACGGCCGGGGCAUGGGUGGAAUGGGUGGAAUGGGCGGCGGUCGGAAAGCCGGCGGCGGCGGCAUGGGUAUGGCGGGCGGUCUUGCGCUCGGUGCCGGUGCCGGUCUGCUUGGUGGUGCCCUGAUUGCGGAUCACAUCAAUGAUGAGCAGCAGGAGGCGUACGCUGAUGGAUACAACGACGGACAGGACAAUGAUGAUUUCGGCGGUGGUGACGACUUUGGAGGUGACUUCUAA